Molecule: messenger RNA, 863 nt
Organism: Prosopis cineraria
Lineage: Eukaryota; Viridiplantae; Streptophyta; Magnoliopsida; Fabales; Fabaceae
Product: ethylene-responsive transcription factor SHINE 3-like
Exons: 2
Coding region: 57-620 (187 amino acids)
Biological process (GO): regulation of DNA-templated transcription
Molecular function (GO): DNA-binding transcription factor activity; DNA binding
Source: RefSeq, a predicted model, not a curated record
CUUAAGCCUUCUCUCUCUCUCUCUCUCCCCCCCCCCCCGGAUCUCCAUGAGUCAGCAUGGUACAAUCAAAGAAGUUCAGAGGAGUGAGGCAGCGCCAGUGGGGCUCUUGGGUGUCAGAAAUUCGCCAUCCUCUGCUAAAGAGAAGGGUGUGGCUAGGGACAUUUGAGACAGCAGAGGCAGCUGCGAGGGCAUAUGAUCAAGCAGCCAUUUUGAUGAAUGGUAGAAAUGCAAAGACCAAUUUCCCACCACCUUUGAAUGAAGCUGAAGAUGGUGGGUCUUUCUUGUCUCCCAAGGCUCUCUCUGAGCUGUUGUCCACAAAGCUUAAGAAAUGCUGCAAGGACCCAUCUCCAUCCCUCACUUGUCUCAGGCUCGAUUCUGAUAAUUCUCAUAUUGGUGUGUGGCAAAAGAGACCUGGACCGCGCUCUGAUUCCAAUUGGGUCAUCAGGGUAGAGCUUGGCAAGAAACGAGCACAGCAAGAUGAUAAAACUGCUGCAGACGCCAUUAGCAGUGAAGCUGCCAGCGAGGUGGAAGAUGAAGAGGCAAUGCAGAUGAUUGAUGAGCUUCUUAAUUGGAACUAUCCUUGCGAUUCCUCCAGUAGCCCUGAAGAAGAACAAAGAUAACCUUACCAUCUCAGGAGCCUUGAAUUAGAAUGUCCUUUUUUCUGCCAUCUUUCGUCCAUUUACUCCAGUCUUCUUUUGGGAAAAAAAAUGACAGCGAGUCUUCUAGUACACCAUGCAUGAGUCUAUCUGGAAGAUGAUGUAAACGUUGCACAGGAAGUGCUUGGAAUAACACAAGCCUCGGGCACUAUUUUCUGCAGCCAUAGUCCUCUUAGUUGAGGACAGUUCCGAGGUUAUUUUUCCUAA